Molecule: messenger RNA, 354 nt
Organism: Porites lobata
Lineage: Eukaryota; Metazoa; Cnidaria; Anthozoa; Scleractinia; Poritidae
Source: the annotation of a GenBank genome assembly
AUGAAGUCAAUAAAAGAAGAAAAGUGGAAAAACAAAGCAUUGCAUGGCCAGUAUCCAAAGAUCCUAGAGAAGGUUCAUGUAGACACAGUCACCACCAACAAAUGGUUGUCAAGUAAUUUGAAAGGAGAAACAGAGGGACUACUUGCUGCAGCUCAAGACCAGGCAAUAAACACCAGAAACUACCAGAAAGUAAUAUGUGGCCAGCAAGUGGAGACCAAAUGCAGAUUGUGUUCGCAACAUGAAGAGACAGUGGACCAUAUUGUAUCUGGAUGUGAGGUAUUAGCCAAAACAGAGUACAUCUCCAGGCACAAUAAUGCUGCAGCAUAUCCAUUGGAGCAUAUGCAAAGAUCAUGA